AUGAUGAACCAGAAAGGACUUCUACAGACAGCCUCAUACAAAGGUGGUUUGCUGAAGCUCAACAUGAGGAACCCAACUUUGCCAAUAGUAUUAGAAGGCUUUGCUGUAAGAGUCUGUGCUGACUUUGAAGGUCAAAGUAUUUCAGAUGAGAUAGUGUUGAAAGGUGAAUUGCAAUUAGAUUCAUUGAAACAGAAAGGAGCUGUUAAGAGGACCCUCUUCUUUGAUUACCAUCAGUCAUAUCAUUACUUCUCCAUUGUGAUAGAAAGACAGAAACAGCACCAUUGCCAGAACUUCCUUGUUUAUCUCAGAGAUGAAACAGAAUUUAGAGAUAAGUUGUCUCCCAUCAAUAUAAACUUCAAUUAUAGUUUGGAUGAAUCGAAUUUUGAAGAUAGCUUGACUGUGAAACCAAUACUGAACUAUUACCAGAAAAACUCAGUAACAGAACAGGCUUACAUUCUGGUUGACUGUGGGGAGGACAACUUGUGCAUUCCUGACUUGCAGCUUUCUGUUGUGCCGGAUAAAGAUCAGCUAAUAAUUGGAGAAGAAAACUGUGUCAUGCUCAUAAUAAAUCCAAGGAAUGAUGGGGAAGGAGCCUAUGAAGCUGAGCUACAUAUAAAGAUUCCACCUGAAGCAGAUUAUACUGGGGUUGAACGCAACAACAAGGCACUGCGUGUUUUGAGCUGUGAUUACAAGAUGGAAAAUGAAACUAGAAUGGUGGUUUGUGAUCUUGGGAACCCCAUGGUGGCUGACGCAAACUUCUCUACAGGCAUUCGAUUUUCUGUACAGCAUUUUGAAAAUGCAGAUUUCAGCAUCAAUUUUGAGCUGCAAAUAAAAAGUUCUAACAAGAUUAAUGCCAGCAGCAAUUUAGUUAACCUCCAUAUCAACAUCAGUGCAGUGGCUAAAGUACAGAUCAGAGGAGUGUCUCACCCCCCAACAAUUAUUUUGCCACUUCACAACUGGGAACCCAGAGAUGAACCUACAAAAGAAGAAGAACUUGGUCCUUUAGUAGAACACAUCUAUGAGCUGCACAAUAUAGGACCAAGUGCCAUCAACAAUACUGUUCUCCGUGUCGGUUGGCCUGUAUCCAGUCGAGAAGAAUUUCUUCUUUAUAUUCUUCAUAUUCAGACACAUGGACCAUUGCACUGUCAAACAAGCUCUCCUAUUAAUACAAUGCAAAUAAAGUUUGCUAUUCCACAAGACACUCCUGAACUUGCUGCUUUUUUAUAUAAUUCCACAAUUUCUCAUUACAUAAGGAGAAGGGAUGUCACAGUGGCAGAACCUCACAGGAAAAACUCUGCAAAAAUAUUGAACUGUACAAAUGUGAAGUGUAUCCUUAUUUCCUGCACUGUGGGACAACUGGAAAGAGGGAAGAGUGCAGCGCUAAAAAUCAGGUCCCGGCUAUGGGCCCAAACAUUCCUGGAGAGAAAGAAUGAUCUCUAUACUCUUUCUUCCAAUGUGUCCUUCGAAGUUAAGAGCAUGCCAUAUAAAGUGCAACCAGCAAAGCUCCCCAAGGGAAGCAUAGCAAUCAGAACAUCUGUCAUUUGGUCCACUCCAAAUGUCUCCUUCGUAAUUCCUUUAUGGGUUAUAAUAUUAGCAAUACUUCUUGGACUACUGGUACUAGCUAUGUUGACCCUAGCUUUAUGGAAGUGUGGCUUCUUUGACAGAGCUAGACCUCCUCAGGAUGACAUGGCUGACAGGGAACAACUGACAAAUAACAAGACUACUGAUGCAUAGAGGAAGAGAUGACAGUUCAAGUCAGAAUCCUGCCUGAGACUAGAAACAUGAUGAGGAUUAAAUGAAGGAUUCCUUCCACCAGUCUUCCUUUGUACCUGCAAGUAACGUGGUGUCAUAAUCCGAUCUAUGCAUCGUUCUGAGAACAUGCCACAUGAUGGCCUUCCUUGCCAAAGAAAGCAGCUUUAUCACUGCCUUACAAACAUACUCACCACUGAACAUAAUGUUUAUCCCAUAUUCCAGUCAGUCUAUGUUUCCGCAGAUGCUUUUGAACACGUGUGGUAUACUGAGAUGCUUCCAGAACAAGCCCAAAUCUCCCAAGGAGAGAAGGCCUGCAUUGCUGUAUUGUCUAGAAGAUGGACCAGGACAAAACUUCUGAAUGCUACUGUAUCAUGCAGAAUACCUUUGACACCUCCCUAAGAAUAAGAACUUUUAUGAAAUUAUGGCUCAGGGAGACAAGCAAUAUAUUAGUACUGUGAAAGUACUUCUGAAAAACAAAGGUAGUCUAUAAAGAACGUUAUAGAUGGGGCACAAUUAUUUAUUUUUCCUCCUUUUCAGGAUAAGUUUCUGAUAUAAUCAUCAACUUAGAUUUUGAGAGAAGAAAAUAAAAAAAUAGAAAUCAUGUACAUACCUUGCAUGUAAAUAGAAAAGUAAACCUAUUGUGCACACAGAACACAUCUUUCUUG
Messenger RNA from Cariama cristata (Red-legged seriema), 2417 nucleotides. RefSeq names its product integrin alpha-8-like. The record is from RefSeq and is a predicted model, not a curated record. NCBI's taxonomy places the organism in Eukaryota, Metazoa, Chordata, Aves, Cariamiformes, Cariamidae. The transcript is spliced from 16 exons. Bases 1 to 1734 code for a protein of 577 amino acids. Gene Ontology annotation, cellular component: integrin complex; external side of plasma membrane. Gene Ontology annotation, biological process: cell-cell adhesion; cell adhesion mediated by integrin; cell-matrix adhesion. Gene Ontology annotation, molecular function: integrin binding.